This is a messenger RNA of Lactuca sativa (garden lettuce), 672 nucleotides long. Its product is annotated as mitochondrial import receptor subunit TOM9-2. Gene Ontology annotation, biological process: intracellular protein transport. Gene Ontology annotation, cellular component: mitochondrial outer membrane. The record is from RefSeq and is a predicted model, not a curated record. NCBI's taxonomy places the organism in Eukaryota, Viridiplantae, Streptophyta, Magnoliopsida, Asterales, Asteraceae.
AAAUAACCCUAAUGAUCCCUAAAUUGAGUAAAGCUUCAAACCAGCAGCUCGAAAGAGAAAAUCACGAAACCUUGACGCCUACUAGUUCAGCCAGUAAUGGCGGCGAAGAAGUCCAACAGCGAAGGCGUUCUAUCUAGGGUUUCAUCAACAGUAUCCGAAUCUCCAAUCGUCUACAAAGGCAAGCGCGCAGCUUCAGAUGCGGGUUUCGUCGUCAAGAAGCUCCUCAGGAGCACAGGCAAGGCAGCCUGGAUUGCCGGAACAACUUUUUUGAUCCUCGUUGUUCCCCUCAUCAUUGAAAUGGACCGAGAGGCUCAAUUGAACGAGCUGGAGCUCCAACAGGCUAGCCUGCUCGGCACUCCAUCUUCCGCCGCCCCGCACUAAGCCCUAAUUUGAUCGGUCAGGUUUUUCUGCUUAAUUAGUGGUUUCGAAUGAUAUAAUUUGUGAGGAUUUUUAUUUCCUUUAUAACAAAGUAUUUUUUGUUUAUUCCUGCUGUUGUUCCAUAGAUGGGAUUAUCACAUGGAAAUCGAAUUUAUCAUUGUUGAUUAAGAUGAGUAUUGUGAUGGAUGAACACAAUUGGGGAGCUUGCCUCCUUGUUAUCAAUUGCAUAUCUUCCAUGAAAUCUAUGAUUGUUAUUUGUUGUUAAAUUCUUAAAUAUUGUUUGCUUUGGCUUCA